AAAGGAAAAAAAAAAAAAAACCUCAUUCUCCCGAAUUGUCGAAGACUCAUUUCGCCGGCCAAGGGAAAGAACCUCAUUCUCCCACGCGGUAUUCUGAUCUCUUUCCCCAAAAUUCCCUAAAUUUUCCUAAGUUUCCUCUGGAUUUGCUCUGCUAGAUUCCGAAAUUGAAGGCCGGUGUUAGGUUCCCUGAAAUUUCCAACUUUCCCCCAAAUGCCCUAAUUUUCUAGUCGAUCUCACGGGAAGAAAUCCUCUCUCUCUCUCUCUGCGCGUCACUCGAUUCCUCCAAAUUCUCAACUUUUGGUUUCUAAUUUUGUGAAAAUUUGGUUGUGGAAAGAAGAUCGAAGACGAUCUCGACGUGAAGCUUCCUUCCUACGCGAAGCUCGGAGCUAGGUUUACCCAAGGAGGUUCGAAUCUCUCUCUCUCUCUCUGUUCUCUAGGUUUACCCAGAGAGAAAUCAUCUCUCUCUCUGCAUUUUCGCUCCCAAAGAGAAAAUGGUUUCCCCCCUACUUACUAAACUCUUCUCGCGCACUGAGGGCAGAGAAAAUUUCAGUCUGCCAGCUUAAUCCCCAAAAAUUUCAUACGCUGAGGGAAGAGAAAGAAGGCCAUGCCAAGUCACCCAAAGGAAAAAAUCACAGUAGAAGCAACACUCGAAGCCCUCUUCUCAGCGCGCAAGAAUUUUUCUUCCUUUGCGCGCUUAAUCCCCAAAAUUUUCUUCCGCUGAGGGCAGAGAAACAAGCCCCACUCGAAUGGCCGUCGUCACACAAAGGAAAAAAAUCCCACUAUAAGCAACAAUCGAAGCCCUCUUCUGAGUGAGGAAGAAGAUUUCUUCCUCUGCGCGUUUAAUCCCCAAAAUUUUCUUCCGCUGAGGGUAGAGAACAAGCCCCACUCGAAUGGCCCUCGUCACCCAAAGGAAAAAAUCCCACUAGAAGCAACAUUCGAAGCCCACUUUUUCACUCAAAGCCCUCUUUUUUCACUCGAAGCCCUCUUUUUUCACUCGAAGCCCUAAGAACAGUCCAAUUUAUUUUCGUGGUUUUUGAAGGAUGGCACGGCUUGGAGAACCAACAAGUAUUUGGAUUUUUCGCAAGUUCCAAUGGAUUCUUCGGCGGAUAUGCGAAUUUGGGAACGCUGUUUGCUCUACUGUAUCCCCGUUCCGGGACUGAAUUCAUGGGCUGAAGCUUCUCCUGAAGCGUUGAUAAAAAGAAGCAUGGAGUUGGCGUCUCAACAAAGAGAGAAGCGUCAGAGAGGGGAUGAUGAAGCUGUUGAUGACAUGGAUUUAGUUGUCUCGAAUGAUGGGUUUGAAGGUUCUCCUAGCGCCAAAAAGAUGAGAGAGGAUGGACAUCCUUCCCAGUCUUCUCAGUCUCAGGAGUCUGUGUCUCAGGGCGCCUGCUCUAGUGCAAGUGUUCAGCCUAAUGUUGAUAGGGAUUCUCUUCCUUGUCUGGUCAAGAUAUGUGAUAUCCCGGAGUCCGAUUUGAAGCUAAACGAGGUUGUUGAGUUUAUUGGUGUCCUCACUUUAGUUUCGCAACAUCAAGUGGAUAAAGAUGAAUAUGAUGAUUUUGAAAAUGGCUUCAUGGGAGAUGAACUGACCCCUUUGCCCCCUCGCAAUGAGGUACCACACCUCCACUGUCUCAUUCAUAGGAAACUUGCAGUUCAUGACUUUCUUCAGAGUUCGCCCAUGUUUUAACAUAGAGAUUCGCUUGAAUUUGCUUCAUGUGAUUUUUGCUUACUUCAACUCGGGUUUCAGUGAGAAAAAAAAUGUUACAUACCUUUAACUGCCACUGAUACGAGCUUGUAAUGUUUCUAUCAGCUGGAGUAUGACAUCAAGUACUAUAAAAUGGAGAUGGCAGUUGAUAUCCAGUUGGUCGUAUUGUCAUAGGGGAAAUCAUUUUUUUGUCCUGCUGAUUUAUUUUUACCUUUCCAACCUACUUUAGUGGGUUCUUCUGAAGCUUCUCCAGAAGCGUUGGACGCAUGGAGAUGGUACUUGGCCAUGCUUAGAUCAUUGCCUCAUUCUAUCGACUCAGAAAUUCAGAAGAUUUGUGUACAUUUGCUACAAUCCUCAAUCAAAGCAAGAUUUGUAGAAGAAUACCCACCUUGGUGAUAUCCUCAAAGACACCAAGGUUGUGGGUGAGGAAUCCAAUCAAUCAUUUCGAGCUCCUAUUGAUGAGACUCAGGAGUUGUUUUCUGAUUCCCAAUCAAGUGACUCGAAAAAUGAGGCACCAAGUAGUCCUUUGGAAGAGAUUUUUGUACCGUCAGAACUUGUAAUGAACUUACAGAUUGACUCUGCACCUCCUGAUGAUGUGUAAGUUUCCAUGUGUUUAUGGUGAAUUUCUGCCAUCUUCCAACCAAAAUGCAUCCAUUAACAUGUUAUCCACAUGCUGUGUUUACCUUAGUUUCUUGUGAUUCAUGCGUCUGAUAAAAUUAAGGUUUUAUGUUAGAUUGUAGUGGUGUUUGUUUGGAUAUAGAUAGAAAUAAUCACCAUUCAGGAGCUUGAAGAUGAUAUCCCGUUGUCAAUCCGACAUCAAUGAUUUCUUACUCGUGCUGUAUAUGCAGAAAACGUCACAACCUUUUGCAGGUAAAAUGCGGUAAGCAAGCAGGAGCAUUUGCAUUCUUGCUUGAUGAAGAUGUCAAUAAUUGCUUUGCUAGAGGAGAUGACCUUUUUGUUGGAGUAUUUUGUCAAGAUGGAUUAUUUACUUAACCA
This is a messenger RNA of Morus notabilis, 2695 nucleotides long. Its product is annotated as mini-chromosome maintenance complex-binding protein-like. The coding region runs from base 1091 to 1681 and encodes 196 amino acids. The transcript has 11 exons. Lineage: Eukaryota; Viridiplantae; Streptophyta; Magnoliopsida; Rosales; Moraceae. Gene Ontology annotation, biological process: DNA-templated DNA replication. Gene Ontology annotation, molecular function: chromatin binding. The record is from RefSeq and is a predicted model, not a curated record.